Messenger RNA from Corapipo altera (White-ruffed manakin), 4881 nucleotides. RefSeq names its product Ras and Rab interactor 2 (gene RIN2). Gene Ontology annotation, cellular component: cytosol; endocytic vesicle. The record is from RefSeq and is a predicted model, not a curated record. The transcript is spliced from 13 exons. The coding region runs from base 339 to 3152 and encodes 937 amino acids. Gene Ontology annotation, biological process: signal transduction; vesicle-mediated transport. NCBI's taxonomy places the organism in Eukaryota, Metazoa, Chordata, Aves, Passeriformes, Pipridae. Gene Ontology annotation, molecular function: guanyl-nucleotide exchange factor activity; small GTPase binding.
GGUGAUUUUAAAUUGUUUCCCUCCCCCCCCCUUCGGUAAAUCCCAUUAAUACUGUAAUAUUUGAGAGCAGCUUGUAGUGACAUCUAACAUUUUGUUCUGUUUGUACUGCAGGCUGAGGUCAAGCAAACAAAGAAAGCAAUCAUUAUGUUUUAGCAUUCUUUUUUAAUGAGCACAUUAAAAUCUACUCACAGCUACAGGAUCAGCUGUGAAGAGAAGGGAGAAACAUUGAACUCUGAGUAGCACUGUUUUUUUGAAGCAGUUUAUGGAAAAAUAAUAGAGUGAAGGGAUACGUAAGGACUCUGGAGUUCAAAGCAUACAGUGGAGUCUUCUCAGGGAAGAUGUCGUCUUUGACAAUGAAAACCUGUUGUCUGGACAAAAGAGGAAGUUUCUUUAAGCUCAUUGACACAAUUGCCUCAGAAAUCGGAGAACUGAAACAGGAGAUGGUACAGACAGAUCUCACACUGGAAGAUGAAUCUGCUGAUUUGCGAAGUCUAAUAAAGGACAUGGAUAAUGUCUCUCCUGAGAAAAAUGAUGUAAAAAGCUGCCCCCGGGACUCUGGAUAUGACAGCCUAUCCAACAAGCUGAGCAUAUUGGACAAGCUCCUCCACACUCACCCUGUGUGGCUGCAGCUGGGUCUGAGUGAUGCUGAAGCCAUGGAAAUUCUUCAGGCCCAGCCUCCUGGGAUAUUUCUGGUCAGGAAAUCUGCGAGACUGCAGAAGAAAGUCAUCUCUCUGCGUCUGCCCAGCGACUGUGGGUCCUACCUGAGAGAAUUUGCCAUCAAAGAAAGUACAUACACAUUUUCCUUGGAGGGGUCUGGAAUAAGUUUUGCUGAUUUAUUCAGGCUCAUUGCUUUCUACUGUAUUAGCAGGGAUGUCCUUCCAUUCACACUGAAGUUGCCUCAUGCAAUUGCUGCAGCAAAGACAGAAGCUGAACUUGAAGACAUUGCUCAGCUUGGACUGAACUUUUGGAGCUCCCUGGCUAACAGCAACCCCCUGGAUCCUUCACCUCCCUGUAGGCCUGUGCCUUUGGACAGUGCUCGUAAAGACUCGCGGCAGCUCUGCCUCAUAAAUGGAGUGCAUUCUAUACGAACCAGAACGCCCUCGGAGCUGGAGUGCAGCCAGACCAACGGAGCGCUGUGUUUCAUUAAUCCCCUCUUCUUAAAAGUGCACAGCCAGGAUGUCAGUGGAAGUCUGAAAAGGCAGAGCCCGAGAACUCCAGACGUGAAUGGCACGGCGAGGCCUCGCUCCCCCCCGCCCCGGCCGCCACCUCCUGCUAUUAAUAGCACCCUCACGAGCCCGGGGCUCUCCAGGACUAUAAAGCAGGCGAGCAUGCCAGGAACAGCGAACCAUAAGAAAGAGAGAGGCUCGGAUUCGCUGCAGAGCAAGCCAGCCCCGAUUCCGCCUCCUCGGCUGAAGAAGCAGGCUGUGUGCUCCGAGGCUGUGUGCUCCGAGGCAGAAGGGGGCCCGAAGGCGGCAGCGGCCGCUCGGCCCAGCUCGGCGUGUGGGCCCGAAGCAGCAGCCGGGCUUCCAGGUGAAACCCCGCCCGAGCCCGCUCCGGCAGCUCCCAAAAAGACGGCGGCUACCACCUCUGAGUCACACAUCCCCUGGAAUGGAGGCAGGCAGAGACUGAGCGACAUGAGCAUUUCCACCUCCUCGUCGGACUCGCUGGACUUCGAUCGGAGCAUGCCGCUCUUCGGCUACGAGGGGGACACCAACAGCAGCCUGGAGGAUUUCGAGGGGGAGAGUGACCAGGAGAGCAUGGCACCCCCUUUGAAGCCCAAGAAGAAAAGAAGCAGUUCCUUUGUUCUCCCCAAGAUUGUGAAAUCUCAGCUGCGGAAAGUCAGUGGAGUUUUCAGUUCCUUCAUGACCCCCGAAAAGAGGAUGAUUAAGAAAAUUGCAGAGAUGUCCCGGGACAAACGCACUUAUUUUGGAUGCUUAGUACAGGACUAUGUCAGCUUUCUCCAGGAAAACAAGGAGUGCCAUGUUUCCAGCACUGAUAUGCUGCAAACAAUUCGUCAGUUCAUGACCCAAGUCAAGAACUACCUGUCCCAAAGCUCCGAACUCGAUCCCCCAAUCGAAUCACUGAUUCCCGAGGACCAAAUAGAUGUUGUCCUGGAGAAGGCCAUGCACAAGUGCAUUCUGAAGCCGUUGAAGGGUCACAUUGAAGCGAUGUUGAAAGAGUUCCAUACCACAGAUGGUUCCUGGAAACAACUCAAGGAAAACCUGCAGCUGGUGCGGCAGAGGAACCCUCAGGAGCUGGGCGUGUUUGUUCCCACCCCGGACUUCGUGGACGUUGAAAAGAUUAAAGUCAAGUUCAUGACUAUGCAGAAGAUGUAUUCCCCUGAAAAGAAAGUCAUGCUGCUGCUGAGAGUUUGCAAAUUGAUUUACACUGUUAUGGAGAAUAACUCAGGGAGGCUGUAUGGAGCUGAUGACUUCUUGCCUGUGCUGACAUAUGUGCUAGCCCAGUGUGAUAUGCUGGAGCUGGAUACUGAGAUCGAAUACAUGAUGGAGUUGCUGGAUCCCUCCUUGCUGCAUGGAGAAGGAGGCUAUUACUUGACCAGUGCCUAUGGAGCACUUUCACUGAUCAAGAACUUCCAGGAGGAACAAGCUGCCCAGCUCCUCAGUUCAGAAGCCAGAGACACUCUGCGGCAAUGGCACAAGAGGAGGACAACUAACAGGACAGUGCCUUCAGUUGAUGAUUUCCAGAACUACCUUCGUGUGGCAUUCCAGGAAGUGACCAGUGGGUGUACGGGAAAGACCUUACUAGUAAGACCGUAUAUCACCACCGAAGAUGUGUGUCAGCUUUGUGCUGAAAAGUUUAAAGUGGACAAUCCAGAAGAAUAUAGCCUGUUUCUUUUUGUUGAUGACACCUGGCAACAACUGACAGAGGAUACCUACCCUCAGAAAAUUAAGGCGGAGUUGCACAGCCGUCCCCAGCCCCAGGAGAGCUCUUAUGUAGCUUCUGUUAUGUGUAAGAAGAUUGUAACAUCGGCACUGCCGAUUUCAGUGCCUGAACUUGAUGUAUUGUUAUCUGUAUUAUUGUUUAUAUGCAUCGUUUUAGACACAACUAGGGGGCUGGAAGAGAAAAUUGAAAGAAAACGUUGUAGAGGAGGGGAAGAGAAAGAAUGUAGAGAACCUAAUUUAGCAUUAUAAUCUGUUAGUCUGCUGGUUCAGGCUCCUUGCAGAAAACAGUGAAGGAGGUUGGUCAGGAACUUCAACGGAAGCAGCAGUGUGUGUCUGCAGAGGGAUGUGACAGCCCCUCUCCCAGGUACUGUUUGUGUUAGAGAGCAUUAAAUAUGUCAGCAGUGGGAAGGAGAACACUAUUUUGUCCAGUUGGUUGCCAGCAUCCAAGCGUGUGUUGGCCUGGAGAACACGUGUCAGCGUUCCAUUCACCUGGAGAGAACAUGUGUCAGCCAGCAUUCCUGUCACCUGGAGAACACGUGUCAGCGUUCCAUUCACCUGGAGAACACGUGUCAGCAUUCCUGUCACCUGGAGAACACGUGUCAGCGUUCCUGUCACCUGGAGAACACGUGUCAUCCAGCAUUCCUGUCACCUGGAGAACACGUGUCAGCGUUCCGUGACGCCGUGUCCCGCGGUGAGCGAGGCCCGAGGGUCAGUCCUGCGUGUGCAGACAGCAGGUUGGUGUUUCAUGCACGUGUUCCUGUGGGUUUGUCCCAGACAGCCCAUGUCACGGGUGAUGCUCUGCACCCCCCUAAGUCAGUCAGGGCUGCUGUCUUAGGGGGACAUGGGGUGCUCCCCAGAUCUGCUGUAGCGGUGGAACAUGAGGCAGAGCCCACCCGGAUGCCACGGGCAGCACGUGUGUUGUACAUACAGAGAUCUGUAGGACUGUUCCGUUUGCCUUGUACCUGAGACCCCUGGCACGUGCCUGUAUUUCAUUUUGUAAAUGUUGAGUGUUGCACAUAAUAAUACAUUGCAAUGCUGAACUAUAAUUUGGGAUGUUGUGUGCUGUGGUUUUUGGGGGGAGCUUUUUUUUUUAAAAUGGUUCAUGCUGUAAAGUUUUGUGUAUAAGUGACUCUGAUGCUGCUGCUUUUUGUGCUGCUUGACCCAGUGUAAACUCUUUGCAGAGGAAGGACCUGUGCUUGGCCUGAACAGUCGGUGGAAGCAACAGGCAGGGCUUGGCUGCUGAACCACUUUUUGUGACCUGAAAGCUGAUGUUCAGUGCUCAAGAAAGUUCCACUAUUUUCGUAAGACUGUGACACUGACACUGAGGAGAGGGAAGGAUUGGGGCAGAGUAUUAAGAAACUCAGAAUUUCAGGCAUGAAACAAAAGAAAGCUCAGAGUGCAAAAAGGGAAAUGUGUGCCUAAACUGCCUCGAGACAAUUUUGCUGUCCGUUCUUGUGCAAUUGUGUCUUCUGAAAAUUAGGACAUUUUAUUCAUUGUGCUGCCCAAAACACUUCUCACUUCUCAUAACACCAGGAAACAGAUGAUACAAAAACCUGCAGAAAUUUGGACUGGUAAAAAUAAGCUAUUCAGUCUUCUCCAGUGUGAGGUGUUUGAUGUUAGGAAUGACUGAAAAGCAAGGAAAAGGUUAUAGUUGAGUUUGUCUCUCAUCACAUUCAUUCAGAGCACACUGAGACAAUGGGGGAGGGGGGGGGAAGAGCAUGGAUAAAGGUGAAAUUUCCCUGAGAAAAGUUUGAGAUCAGAGCAUUAACUGAGAGCACAGGCUGGGAUCAGGGCUGAGCAGCACCACACCCUGUGCUCACAACCCAUUCAGCUUCCCCCUCACGCUUUGUCAGGGGGUUUAUGGCCCUGCCAAGAAACAGCUGCUGAAUUAACAAGUGCCAGGCCGUGGUUGUGUGUGAGCUGGUGGGUCAUUUACAUGUUCAUCAGCCACACUCUGUAAUAAAUACUGCAUUUUGUU